This is a messenger RNA of Hibiscus syriacus, 451 nucleotides long. RefSeq lists its product as uncharacterized. The transcript has 2 exons. The record is from RefSeq and is a predicted model, not a curated record. Lineage: Eukaryota; Viridiplantae; Streptophyta; Magnoliopsida; Malvales; Malvaceae. Bases 20 to 451 code for a protein of 143 amino acids.
UUGUGAUAUAGGAGAGUCGAUGUAUAGAUCAUCGAGCUGGAGCAGAAUUACGGAUGGGUAUUAUCCGUCGCCCAAGGCGGGGAAUAUUACGGGGAUGAAAAUGUCAUCGUCGAUGGACGACAAUAAUGAACUCCCCGUUUAUGAUCCCAACGUAGAGAUGGCUAAUAAGAAAGACAGGUCAAGGGCUAAGUUCGCUGAGAAUGCUGUCCAUAUAAUCCCUUUGGUGCUGCUUCUUUGUGCCUUGAUCCUCUGGUUCUUUUCCAAUCCAGACGUGGAUGUGGGUACCAAAGUUGAGACAGUAGCAGAAAAACUCGAUGGAUUGACAAUAGAAGGAGACAUAGAUCACGACAGUGAUGGAACUCAAACCGGGUUUUUGCCUAUGGCGGAACCCAAACAUAAGAAUCAUUCAAGGAAACUGCACAUGUUCCUUAAUCCCCAAUUCAUUGAUUAA